Prosopis cineraria is the source of this 902-nucleotide messenger RNA. Its product is annotated as transcription factor UPBEAT1. Gene Ontology annotation, molecular function: protein dimerization activity. Lineage: Eukaryota; Viridiplantae; Streptophyta; Magnoliopsida; Fabales; Fabaceae. The coding region runs from base 128 to 517 and encodes 129 amino acids. The transcript has a single exon. The record is from RefSeq and is a predicted model, not a curated record. Gene Ontology annotation, biological process: regulation of DNA-templated transcription.
CCCACCUUCUAAUUAUCCUAUACGCUCACCGCCCUACUGGAUCAUCCAUAUAAAUAGACGCAUCGCGCCUGUCAUUCUCGCAACAGCAAACCAGAAAGAGUUUCCAAGCCGACGCCUCUCUAGAAUUAUGGGAUUUUCUUCACAGCCUUUCCCUGUUUCCCUGUCUUUGAAAAACCAGCUUCGAGAAGCUAAUCUAGAAGACAGAAACUCAUCAUAUGGGCAUCUGUGGAGAAAAGCUUUGGCCCGCCGAGGCUUGAAGCAGAAGGCGAGGAGCGGAACGCCGAGGAAUGUUUUAAUGAAGAGGAGGACUCGCGUGAUAGAAGGUUCUAGAAGACGAGGAGCCAUGGGGAUUAAGACCAGGAUCAGAACUCUGAAGAGGCUUAUACCCAACAGCAACAGCGAGUCCACGGGGUUGGACGAGCUCUUCAGGGAGUCGGCCGAUUACAUUUUGACGUUGCAAAUGAGAGUGAGAGUCAUGCAGGUUAUGGUUGACGUAUUGACAGGUUGUGAUGAGUGAAUCUGAGUCAUCUGUAAAGGCUGAAUAGGUUUUGUUUUUUCCCCCUCGUGAUUUUUAGGAGUGUGUAGAAGAAAACGAUCGUUAUGUUUAAUUUCGCCUCCCAUUGCCUUGAUACUUGGAACAGCUUGGGGACCAUUAAUUUCAACAAGUCAAUGUGUGAAAACAUGAAACCAAUACCGGUUUAUUACAAUUCCUUCUGUAAUUCAUAUAUCACUGUCACUAUUAGUUGUAUUUUCGUUGGGAUUGAGCUUGAAGCUAGCUUCUUUGACAUACUUGGAGAUGCUUCUGGGACAAGUGUCAGGGAAAAUAGAUCAUAGUCAUGAAUAUAAUUAAUACGCUGCGUCUUUUAUUCGAGAGGCAGUAUAUCAAUUGACACUACAAUUUC